Penicillium atrosanguineum is the source of this 765-nucleotide messenger RNA. RefSeq names its product Riboflavin synthase-like beta-barrel. The transcript is spliced from 5 exons. The record is from RefSeq and is a predicted model, not a curated record. Lineage: Eukaryota; Fungi; Ascomycota; Eurotiomycetes; Eurotiales; Aspergillaceae. The coding region runs from base 1 to 765 and encodes 254 amino acids.
AUGACCGACCAAGUUCCCUCUCGAGCCUGGCAAGCCAAUAUUGGAUACCUCUUUCAUCCUGUUAUCGAACAACAUGAUAAUAUGCGUAUCGCAGAUGUUGGUACAGGGACUGGAAUAUGGCUACGUGAUCUUGCAGAUGCUCUCCCAAAUACUUGUCAGCUUGACGGAUUUGACCUCUCAAACAUCAUGUUUCCCAGCAAGGAUGCAUUGCCGGCAAACAUCGCCUUCCAUCACCAAAAUCUCCUCUUGCCAUUCCCAGAUGAAUAUAUCGGAAAAUAUGAUGUCGUCAAUGUUCGAGUGAUGGUAGUGGCUUUAUCAUCUAAUGAGUGGGAGCCUGCUCCAGGGGGUUAUUUGCAAUGGAUCGACUGUGCCGCACAUGAUUGUGUAAUCAAAGGAGUGCCUGAGGGGAAACAAGCCAGUAAUGCGCAACGCGGACUCGACUUAUUCCGGAAGACUUUAAAUACGCUUGGGAAAACAUCAAAUAUUGCUAUUCUUCACAGUAUCUUCCAGAAAAGUGGACUUGUUUCUUGCGAAGAGGAAAUAUGCUCUCUUGAUAACCCAGAGACUCGUGAAAACGUCAAUCUUGCAGUUGUUGUUGGAAUUCAACAUAUUCUGACUGCUGCUUUCAAAUUGCAUAAGUUGGAUGAAAUACAAUCUAUUGAUCAGAUUAUGGAAUUGAAGGAAGCUGUUUUAGGUGACCUGCACGAUAUGUCCUGUUAUUUUUGUUACGAUGUUUACGUUGUUGUUGGGAGAAAACUUGAUUGA